Closterium sp. Naga37s-1 is the source of this 1707-nucleotide messenger RNA. NCBI's taxonomy places the organism in Eukaryota, Viridiplantae, Streptophyta, Zygnematophyceae, Desmidiales, Closteriaceae. The record is from the annotation of a GenBank genome assembly.
AUGGCUAAGCACAGAGAUAGGGAUACCCCAACGAGACACGUGCAUCCGCCACGUGUCCUCGGCUCUGCCAAUCACGACACAGACAACGAGUCUGGCGGCGCCGGCGCGGCCGCAUCCGGCGGCAGCGGAUUCGGCCGGCACCGGCCACCGCGGGAUGCGGGGGGUGAAAGAGUACGCACAGCACAAGCUACCGAGCCUCCGCCGCUAUUCCCGUACCGAGAGGGCGAGGGCAUGCCGGACCUCUCCAAGCUGCUUCGGCACUCCGACUGCCUCUCCCACUGCCCCCCUGCCUCCUCUGACCUCCCUGCUUCGGCUGCUGCUUCUGGCAACGCUGGUGGUGAUGCUGGUGGUGGGAAACUGGGGGCUGGGAUUGACGGGGAAGGAGGAGGCGACAAGGAGGGGGGCGAGGGAGGAGGGAAGGACGAUCCUAUGGACCAUGAUGGCCCUGCUGCUGCUGCUGCUGCUGCUGCUGCUGCAACCGAUGGUGCUGCCUCUGCAGAUGCGGGCGCUGCUGCUGACACCAGUGGUCCUUUGCCUGUAGCUGCAGGAGCAGGAGCAGCAGGGGCGGCAGCAGCAGGGGCGUAUCAGCAGCAGGCGGCAGUGGAGAUCUCUGUGCCGCCCGAAUCCAUCACCACUGCCAACCGCCAGGUGCGGUCGCGGCAGCUGUGGGGCACGGACGUGUACACUGACGACUCGGACAUUGUCGCAGUGCUGAUGCAUGCGGGAUACAUCACACCCGUCUCAGUGCCCCCACCUGCAUCCAUUGCCGAGCUCCGAGCAACCAUUCGCGUGCUGCCACCUCAGCCCUCCUACCGCUCCUCCUCGCGCAACAGCAUGCGGUCCCGGGCAUGGGGGUCAGGCAAGGGCACAUGCAGCUAUGCCGUGGAGAGCUGCCGAAUCAUCAAGCAUGACGGCACCAGCAUCGACCUGGAAGCUUCCUCUGCACGCACGCCCCCGGUGGGCCCCACUCUUGUGCCCGCAGCUGUGGAGCGCACCAUGACCACCCGCGCCUCCGCCUCCGUGCGGAACGCGCACAGGCACCAGCGCUUUGUGCAAGAAGUGACUCUACAGUACAACCUCUGCAACGAGCCCUGGCUCAAGUAUUCAAUGGCGAUUAUUGCCGACCAUGGAUUGAAGCGGCCUCAGUUCACAUCAGCACGGCUCAAGCGGGCCGAAGUGCUGUAUCUGGAAACAGCCACGCACAGGUUUGAGUUGAGCUACGAGCCUGUGUCGGCUCGCACGGUCUUUUACUCUGUAGCGCUUUCCCAGGCCCAGCAGCAGCAGCAUUUGCCGCUUGAAGCUGCUGGUGCCAAGGCUGAUGCGGCUGCUGCUGCUGCUGCUAGUGACGGUGGUGCUGCUGCUACAGCUGCUGCUGCAGAUGCUGGUGCUGCUGGUGUGGUCGUAGGCACCACCAGCGCCAAUCCUGAAACCCAGUGGGUGCUGCCUCAAAGUGCGUUGGCUCACCUGCAUGGGAAGGGCAAGGGGCCGAGGGACACGUACCGGUGGACUCAGUGUGUUCCGCCUCUCCCUCUCGACCAGCUCCGCUCCCACGGCUGCCCUCUCCCCGCUGCCUUCACCAAGAUCCUCGAGUCUGGCCUGGCAUGGGAUGAGGUGCAGUGGGCGCCUGGGGGGGUGUGGGUGAGGGGGCUGCAUUACCCCGUGGUUAGGGCCCACUUUAUGCCUCGCAAAUCGUUCUCCUCUCGCUAA